Messenger RNA from Haliotis rubra (blacklip abalone), 4580 nucleotides. Its product is annotated as leucine-rich repeat and fibronectin type-III domain-containing protein 5-like. The transcript has a single exon. Gene Ontology annotation, molecular function: protein binding. The coding region runs from base 390 to 1868 and encodes 492 amino acids. The record is from RefSeq and is a predicted model, not a curated record. NCBI's taxonomy places the organism in Eukaryota, Metazoa, Mollusca, Gastropoda, Lepetellida, Haliotidae.
CCUCGCUCGCGCCAUUCGCCGUAACAAAGUCCAUAGCAUACCUGUUUGGAUAUUAGUUUAGCAUGACAUAUCGUCUUUUAUCCUACGAAAACUCCACCAAUCAUGUCCCAAAAGGGGAGGAGUUGUGACGUCAGAGGGGCUGUUGCAGCACGCGGUGGAGUAACGUAAGCCGAAGAGGCUGGGGAUGUCGACAAACUAAAUGUCUGGUAGGGGGCGCUCGUUGUCAUAAACACGCCGAGUAACGCUCGCUCUGCUAGCCGAGCCCGUCAGUACGAGACUACGCGAGUGAGAGAGAGGCACUGCGCUACAGUAUGUAGUGGUUGGCAAUGGGAGCGGGAGGCCGGAGUUGUGUUAUAUUUCCACGAAGGAUGUGAUUGUGGUUUAGAAACAUGAAGUGUGUACAAAGAUGGACGUUACACCCUAACCUUGGCUUGUGCCUGCUGGUGUUCAUAGCGCUCAGCCAUAUACAAUAUUCUGUCGCCUGUCCAAAGGAUUGUUUUUGUCCACAACACAGUAAUAAUGUGUACUGUUCCAGGAAACGUUUACCGGCUAUUCCAAUGGGGAUUCCGUUUAACACAGUGGAGCUCAACCUAAACGAGAAUGAAUUUGAAAACCAAGUUCUCUCAAGGAGGAAUUUUACAAAUUUGAAUAAUUUAGAAAAUUUGUAUUUGAGUAACUGUGGAAUCAAAACGAUAACUUUGGAUACAUUCAAGGAACUAAAGAAACUCAAAUGGUUGGACAUUAGCAAGAAUAAUAUCGAGUUCAUUGCAGACUUCACAUUCCGUGGCCUAGAUCUGGAGCAUUUAUUUAUGAACGACAACCCUGGGAUCCAGCUGUCUAACAAGGCGUUUGAUGGACUGUCAUCUCGAGGAUUGUAUAUGCACAGAUGUGACCUGGUCAAUCUGUCCAAGGAGGUGCUGCGGCCUCUAGAUGGGACUCUUUUGGCGCUAUGGUUGGAUGAAAAUAAAUUUGAACAGUUUCCUUUUGUAUGGCUACAACAAUUUAAUCUGAGCCAUCUUCGGCUCGGAAACAACCCGUUCCAUUGUAACUGUGAGUUAACAUGGCUAUACAAAUAUUACACUGGUAACCCGUCAGUAUUUUCAGGCGGGGUGGUGCCAUCAUGUAGCUCGCCAGUGCUCAACAGGGGUAAAAUGUUCACACAACUCAAACCUGAGGACUUUCGGUGUGAGUUGCCGACGUUCAAAAACGUGGAUGCUGUGUUUGAAGUGGAUCUUGCUAAACUUUCCUGCACUGCUAGUGGCGACCCCACACCGUCCGUCUUCUGGGUGCGUCCAGAUGGCACCACGGAGACAUUCUACCCUCCCACUGAGGACGACGUCAGGGACAACGAAGGCAUCAUGUACGUGACAGACCUUCACUUAAAGGACAGUUCUGUAUUCAAAUGCGUUGCCAGCAACCCGGCAGGAAAUGUAACAUUCACCCUCAACGUUGCCUGGCCCCCCGAGAAACCCACCUCCACAGGGGCAGCUGCCCAGCACCCCUCCCCAGCCACCGUGCUCCCCAUCAGUGACGACUCCAGGCCCAGGGGGGAGGAUUCGUAUGGGUGGACGGCUAAUAAAGCUGAAAAGAAACUGGGAGUUAUGGCUGACCAUAACUCCGUGGAAGGUUACUUCACAAUAGUAGAUAUAGUAGGCGCGGUCGUUGGAACAUUCCUCUUAACACUACUGGUAUGUGUAGUGGUGUUCCAUUUUUAUUACAAAAGAAGAGAACGGUUAAAGUACGAGGAAGCACAGGUGAGGAACGAUAAAAAACGCAGCCCGAACAAUUUAUAUAACUAUAUGGCUGAACCCGACGAGAAUUGUUUGAAAAUGAUAAACCAUUCAAACGAUACGAGUAUUCCAAGCUGAGGACUGUAAUGGAUUUUUAGUUGACAAACGCCGAGGUCCGCCGGAGCGGACCGAGAAAUUCCGGAAACAAUGACCAGAGUAGCGGUCAUUUCGAGACAGAUCCUUUCAAGCCCCGAGAAGAUUAAAGGCUGCGGAAUAACAAGGGCUUGAGGUGGAUUUUCAGGAGGGCAAUUAUUCUUGUUGGAGAAAGAAAGAUUUAUUUUUCUACAAAGGAAAUCGUUUCGCAGAGAUUAUCAAUGUUCAAGUUUUGGCUUAACCGAGCAAGAAAAAGUAAAAUAGCCCUGGAUAGACAGAACCCUGAUAUGGAAGGUAUGAUGUUAGUGUUGAUGUUGGUGUUGAUGUUUGUGGAUGGUACAGCCUCUACCUUUCGUGUCUUCACACCGGGACAAAACACUGUCAACAUGCGUUUAAGUGCUUUGUCCCCCCCACAGUGUACCGACAGCGAGUAGCUGUGAGUCUUUACCUAUGUCCCAUGUUGGAAGAAUUCUCAUAAUUACUGAACAAAUACAACUUGUGGAUUGCUUUCAUUCUGAAGUGCUGGGAAAAUGCUCUUUGUGAAAAGUAUACGGCUUGAAUAUGUGAUAUUGUGUGUUAUGGCGUCUUGCAGUUUGUUUUGAGUGGACGCGAGGAAAUGUAUGUGGUGUUCUACCGGGACGUCACCCAGCGUCUCGACAGGGCGGGGUUGCCCCUCCCUUGUGGACGUUUACGUGGCAACAUCAUCAGUGACUUCAUUCAACGUGACCAUGACAUGAGAGGACAAUACGGUGACGUAACGUUAUGGAGUACGGAGGCCUUCUAUACGGCUCGCUAUGUAAAUAUUUAGGUACAUGUUGGUCUCGGCUUGUCAAUGGCUUCCCUAUUAUAAGUCUGUGCGUUAGAUGAUGGCUUGCCAAGAGCAAACAGGAAACACAUAAUUAAUAAUUAUUGACUUUGAAGCUAUUAAUAAUUAUUGAUUUUCAAACAAUUAAUUAUUGAUUUUCGAACAAUUAUUAGUGCAUUGUCAGGAGAUAGUGUUUGCUGAUGAAAUUAUAGAUGAUGAUCGCUCAUUUCUAUGAGAAUCAAUUACGGAAAGAUUUUAAUUCAUAUACGUAUUCAAACGUCAUAUUUAUAAACACAAAACUAAAUGGAACUUUUUAUUUACGACACAUAGCGGCGUUUCCAUGGAGAUUCUUAUACCGUUAUCAACCUGGAGUAAACUUGCUAAUUAUUCAAAAUUUUCCAAUAUUUGAUAUGACAUAAUUUAUCUGCACUUUUGGAUUCAAAUGUAAGUUUUGGAAAUAUUUGUGUAUUUGUUCAGAUGUGAAGGGAUAUUACAAAGUAAUGUUAAAUAUAUCAUUUGCUUCUUUCAUACGAUAUUUGAUUUGAUAAUACGACAGUCUCCAGUAUUUGCCGUCGGACAUUUCAUUUCAUGUUAAUUUUAAGCGUUGAUGAAACAAACAGAAAGUAAUAUCCUUCUGUCUGAAUGUAAAGAAUCUGUUUCGAAAAUUCAAUAUCUUCAUGACUGUCGACUUCAUUAAAGUCAAUCUCGGCUAACCAGCAAUUACCGUAUAUCAAUAGAAAUGUCUCCAGUUAGAAUCAGUGUUUACUCCAGGUGAAAAAAAUAAUCAAAUGCCGAGGCUGAUGUCGAAGGCAAAUAUUUCAAGUUGCCAUUAAAUGAGAAUGUUUUCACAGAUGGUCUUGGCAGGCCAUCCCAGUCUAAACUCUGUUUCCCCCAGUUCUGAAAGCGUUACUAGGGUACUUUACCAAUUCUAGACCCAUAAACACAUUUCAACUCACAAAUUCGUGGAAAUUCAAUUUGCUUUUGUGCCAUAAAAAUCGACGCUCUAUUUAGCCUGCAAAUCAUCGAAGUGGUAAUCGUUUGAAAUGUUUGAACUAGCGUGAGAUCGAUCAGUCUUUUCUAGUAGCAAUGUACGUGUUUUGUAAGACGAGGAUUCAGGGUUAGCUAGUGGUUUACAGGCGGGGAAACCGAUAGAAAUAGAUACAAAUAAUGUGUCGUUCGUUGCCAUGGAAACAGAUUUCAUUAUAUUGGACCGUGCUUAGAAACCAUACUCCUGCAGGAAUCGGCUCAUAAUGGUAAAAGGACUAUUGAUUUUGACAAUAUGAAAUAAUGACAGUAUAUUAAAAGACCCUUGACAACAGUAGUAUGCCCUAUAUUAUUCACGCGAACACAAGGCAUGAACAUCCUGCUGUGACUACAAGAAUAAAAAAUAUGAUUUUUAAAACCGACCAUUGAUCAAUUGCAGUGAGUCACAAUACAAGUGAUGUCAUACGUAAACGUGUCAUAUUCCAUAAAAGCCAGGUAAAGUAGCAACGGUUAAAAUACGUAUUGUCUACAUGAAAGCAGUUUCACGGAAUAUGUUUUCGUCAAUCACCUGAAUGCAAGUUUGAAUUUUGGACCAUUACAUGUACAAUCUGUUCAAAACGUAACGUGUUUGUGACACUGAGUCCUGUUUCUAUAGUAACCUUUAUCAUAUUGAAUCGUUAAGCCAAGUGUGCGUUUCUUUAAAAGACAGAACCUUGCAAUAGAUAAGCGUUGUACAAGGGUGUUCCUUCCCUCGGGGUAUGCUUUCUGAGCACGGACCACCGCGUAUAUAUUAUAUCCUCAUGAUCACUAAAUCAGUGUUAUAUAUAUUUGUCAUUGUACAUAUUCGUCAUAAUUAUUACUUGUAAAUACAAAUUUUUAUUAAGAUAAACUUGUGUUCAAACUUUUAA